AUGCGAUCUUUCAACAAACACAAAGUCAAGAAUAUGAGCGAUCGGAAAGGACGGCCGCCGAGGAGGUUUUCACCAUCGCCAAAAAAUCAUGACGAACUUUCGGAUAAACAAAUACCAAAGAGAAAAGAGACACCAGUCAAUGAUAUUUCGGAGGCAGGCACAAGCAAGAGCUUUAUCAACAGACGGAUUGGCCGUAAAAGAACCAGAGUUGAAAGUGCAAAUAUUGAUGUCGUGGAAACACAAACAAGCGAUUUUGUGAUUGAACAUCCAUCGAUAGGCUCGAAUUUUGAAGAUUCAUCUGAAUUGGGGAAACGAAAGCGGAGAACGCGACAAAGCGAAAGAUUUGUUUUACUAGAGCAAAAGUUCUCAAAAGAAGAGGAAUGCGCUCCGGUGAUCAGUCCACAAUCGUCACCACCGUAUCAAAGAAAUGUGGAGACGCCGUUGCUGAGAGCUGGCGAUGAUGUUGAGAUUGAUCCUGUUGGUGAGGGAAAAGAAGCGAUCGACGUUGACGAACCGCCGUGUUUGAGUGUUCUCGAGAAGAAUCCGAUGAUCGACCGCGAGAAAGACACGUCUGGCUUUACUUUCGAGCCAUUCGAGGGACCGUCAAUGAUCAAUGCAAACGAUUUAGAAGCGAAUCGCUUCUAUUCAUUGAGAUAUUUGUUUAUAUCGAUGGAACCUGAGUUGACAGAGUAUGGGGAUAAAUAUUUGACGGUGAGGCGUGAGUCGAUCGCCGAUUUUCUCAACAAAGACUCGAUUCUUGAUUGUAUCGUGAAUUGCACGAGGAAUACCCACGAGAUGGGCUGGGUGAACUGCGCUCCACCAUUGCUUCCGCCAGAAGUCGAAAACUCGUUCACUUUUUGUUUCCUCAUCGAUGGCAACCAAGUGCAACCACAGAAGACCCGUCUCGACGCACUUUCGCCGUGGAGUCGCAGCAAAGAAGAUUUCAGUAUUGAUGGGGGAGUCCCCCUGCCGACGCUGCGGUGUAAGCAACGAACGAUCUCGGUGAUUAUGGAAGCGGGCAGAUGUCGAGUCGGACAAGGAGCUCACCGAUCAUCGCCGUAUUCUCUGCACGAGUACACCGCCGUGCAUCCAUGUUCGAAUCGGUUAAAGAAAAGGAUCUACUACAUCACUCGUGACGAGGUUCCCUUUGGCGACAUUAUGGUUAUCUACGAGUUUCUCAUCGAUGGUCCAUUCCCACAGUUGACAAAGAAAAUGCAACAUGUACUUGAUAUGUAUAAAAAAGGUAACUUCUGUGCUUUGGUAACAAUUCUACCGGGUCAAGCUGGUCGUUUUGAGGGAAACGAGAAAAACCCUGAUGAGACACAUUUACAAAUCGAUCAAAAGAAUAUUAUUACGGAAAUUGUUGAAGUGGAGGAUGUUUUAGAAGAAGAGGAAUACAUCAGCACCAAUGUUUUCUCAACAUUACCACAAGCACAAAUUGAUGAGGAAGAGAUUCUAGAUGUUGUGCAAGAUCUAUCACUCACUGAUGGAGAUAGCUACACGAUGUCCUCUUUGGAGAAAGAGAAACUAUUUUCCCGAUCGACGGGAAGAGCACUCGAGAAAGAUUGGAAAAAUCAUCCGUUUGUCGAAAACGAGUUGAUCACAAUGGACGACGGGAGUCGAUGUAUUCGAGCGCAUACUGUCGUUUGGGCAAAAGAAAAGGAGUCUCUCUUGCGUUUUCUCAUCAAUGAUCCGAAGAAAAUAUUACCCGAAUGGAUCUCUCCAAAUAAACCGACUCUACCGCCAUUGGUGACCGCUUGUACGGCUUUCGUUUUCUUCGUCGACGUUGAUAAUAUCGAUUUCAACGAUUUAACAUCUGAUGAUUUGAUGCCAUGGACAACGAAUGGCUUUCACUCGAAAACCCGAAAAAUCGGAAUGACUCGUUUACCGGAUGAUAUGUGGAAAUUGGAUUUCGGGAAAAAUUGGAAACGCUUUGAGACAUUUCUCGUCGAAUAUUCGGCUGUCUUGGGACGAUGUCCGAGAUUGAGGAAAAGGAUUAUUUAUGUUCGAAGUAUGGGACAUCCGAUUGGACGAUGCAUUUUCUCGUACGAAUAUGUUGAAGAUGGACCAAAGCCAACGAUCAAUACGGAAUUUCUUGAGAAGAAAUCCCGACAAGAGACGAUUCGAGUGGAACGGCAGAAACAAAAUCGUUCACGCUUGCCUCGCUUUUUCUCAAAAGAUUUUGAAGAGGUUGAUGAAGUGAUUGAUGAAGAUGGAUUUCUUCGAGAGGAAAUUGUUGAAGAUUUAACCGCACUUGACGAGAUUCCGAUUGAUGGAACGCCGGGCACGAGUUUUGGAUUAAUUGGAGAAGAUGAGCUUCGUCUUUCCACCGAUCAUCUUGAGCAUUAUUUUCUCGAAGAUGAGAGUCUUGAGCAGCCAAAUAUUCCCGAGAUUUCUGUUUAUGGCCCAGAGGAACCACUAAGCAAUCAUGAGUUUUUCGCUGCUGUUCGCGUGAGUCAAGUCGGUGAUAUUUGCGUUCGUUUAAACGAUCCGACAGCAAUCUAUCAAAAAGCGAAUCUUCUUUCGUGGAUGAACAAUGAAACGAAUUAUUUGGAAUCGAAUCGUUUAAUCCAACAAACGAGACCCGAAUGCCCACCACUUGUAGAGAAUGAGGAGACUUUCGUUUUCUUUGUUGACAAUCGAUUUAUUGAUCGAAAAUCGUUGUACAGAGAUGCGCUCAGUCCGUGGACGGGCACAAUGAAAGGUGAAAAGCUCGGAUCGUCUUCAAAUACGAAAAGUCAGAAAUGGGGUUUGGAAAAGACGGGAAAUGGGGAAUUGAUUUCUGUUGGGAUACGGCAAGCUUUCGAUCCGAAGAUUCAAUAUGUUUUAUUCGAGAAUUACUGUGUUCAUUUUCGUUUUCCUCGACUCCAGCGACGGAUUUAUCAUAUUCUAAAUCAAAUAACGAAUCAAAUUGUCGGGAAUAUUGUGAUCGCAUAUGUUUACAACAAUCAUGGCCCAGCGCCGACGCUGAAUUCGACGAAACUCGUCGAAUUACAAAUCGAAUCCUUUACCCAGAAGAUGCCUCUUAACAAGCCGUACUCGGAAAUGAUCGAUCUCGACAAUCGUAUCCCAGUUUUGGGGAAUAGUUUUUGUUUUCGUGUUCGUGAUACACGUCUCGUUUAUGAUCGACGACGAAUACUCGAUUUAGCCUUUAACGAAGCCGAUUUGGUAUCAGAGCUCGGCCUCCUGAAUGACUCAUUCCCACGUCUUCCUCCUUUAACAACGGAAAUCGAUUGCUUUGUGUGCUUCAUUGAUGCGAAAUCUUGCUCAAUAAUUGAUCAACGACAUUUAACCGUCGAUGCGCUUUCUCCAUGGAGUGAAGGGCAAAGAGGUGAUGAGGUGUUCAUUCGUCCAAAAAUCAAGCGCUAUCUGCUAUUUCGGAAUAAGAACAAGCUGUGUCCAAAACUCGAGUUAUUGCCUGGUAGUCUAUCCAAUGCUUUGAGUCAAAAUGAGAUUCCUUGUGAGUAUUCGUUGAUCGUUUACACAGCAACACUUCCCAGAUGUCAGCGAUUGAAGAAAAGGAUUUACUAUGUGAUGUGCGGUCGAUGCAUUGUUGGAAAUGUGAUCAUUUUUUACACUUACGAUUUGAAUGGUCCUUUACCAACGGAGAUCUCUCAUGGUAAUUGCAAGAUCUCAACACUUGACUCAAAUCGGCCUUUCAAGUUUGACGAUUCUCUUCACUCUCUUCAUUCACUUACCAAACAGCCACAAGCAAAAAUUAACGAUUUUCGCGAUCUCCGCAUUGAUGUUUGCGCUUUUCUCAAGGCUUCACGAAGAGGCGAGCUCGACAGUGGAGUGGAGUGGGCUGUGGAGAAAAGAAGGAAAAGAGAUAGAAUGGAUCAAUUAAAGCAGAAAAGUGUCGAGGAGAUUCAAGAGGCAUCAACCGCACAGCCCCAAUCAUUGCCCGUUCGACAAGUGGCAAACGAAGUACAAAAGAAAAUUGACGCAAUUAUCGAUUUCACCGCCUAUCAAUUCGAUUCACGAUCAGAGAAUGAGGUUUUGGACGCUCUCUGGCAAGUGUUAUUGUUUAAGAAUGAGGAUCGCCUUUUGCACAAUAUUAAAGAGGAAUAUGGGAUCGAAUUUGUGGCAAACGAGCAGGCGAACGAGGUUUUAAUGGCCGAUGUGCAAGAAGGACAAAAUGAGAUUCUCACCAGUCCACAGAGCGUAAAAUUUCAAGAACCACAUCCAAAAGAUCAAAAA
Mesorhabditis belari is the source of this 4200-nucleotide messenger RNA. The record is from the annotation of a GenBank genome assembly. Lineage: Eukaryota; Metazoa; Nematoda; Chromadorea; Rhabditida; Rhabditidae.